Abrus precatorius (Indian licorice) is the source of this 1360-nucleotide messenger RNA. RefSeq names its product ribulose-phosphate 3-epimerase, cytoplasmic isoform-like. Gene Ontology annotation, molecular function: D-ribulose-phosphate 3-epimerase activity; metal ion binding. Gene Ontology annotation, cellular component: cytosol. NCBI's taxonomy places the organism in Eukaryota, Viridiplantae, Streptophyta, Magnoliopsida, Fabales, Fabaceae. The record is from RefSeq and is a predicted model, not a curated record. Gene Ontology annotation, biological process: pentose-phosphate shunt, non-oxidative branch; carbohydrate metabolic process; pentose-phosphate shunt. The transcript has 8 exons. Bases 148 to 828 code for a protein of 226 amino acids.
AGAGAUACCAACCAGUAAGGACGACGAGACUCGAAUUGCGAAUAAGAGAAUAAGCUGUUUUGUUUUGCGUUACUCCGUCACCCCUCGCCACCAACCCCCGAACCCAAACGAGGACUUGUUUUUUGAAGUUGAAGGCAAAAGAAAGCGAUGGAAGUGAAACCCAAAAUCGCUCCUUCGAUGCUCUCAUCGGAUUUCGCCAAUUUGGCUUCGGAGGCUCAUCGCAUGCUCAAGUGCGGCGCCGAUUGGCUCCACAUGGACAUCAUGGACGGGCAUUUUGUCCCCAAUUUAACUAUUGGCGCUCCAGUCAUUGAAAGUUUGAGAAAACACACAAAGGCAUAUCUGGAUUGUCACCUUAUGGUUACAAAUCCUCUUGAUUAUGUUGAACCUUUGGCAAAAGCUGGUGCUUCUGGUUUUACAUUUCAUAUAGAGACAUCAAAAAAUGAUUGGAAAGAACUUAUCCACAGAAUUAAGUCACAGGGCAUGACGCCUGGUGUAGCAUUAAAGCCUGGGACACCCAUAGGCGAGGUUUAUCCUUUGGUAGAAGCUGAAAAUCCUGUGGAAUUGGUUCUUGUAAUGACUGUAGAACCUGGAUUUGGAGGACAAAAAUUUAUGCCAGAGAUGAUGGAUAAGGUAAGCAUACUGAGGAAGAAGUAUCCAUCACUUGACAUAGAGGUUGAUGGUGGUUUGGGGCCUUCAACCAUUGACAUGGCUGCAUCAGCAGGGGCAAACUGCAUUGUUGCUGGAAGUUCAGUGUUCGGAGCUCCUGAGCCAGCUCAAGUAAUAUCCUUACUGAGGAAUUCUGUUGAGAAAGCCCAGCAAACAUAUUGACUUGAUACAGUAUAGAUCCGUCAAUACGCUUAUUCUGCUAACGUUUUGAUAAGUCGAAUAAAAGAUCAGGUGAUUAAAUAAUGGUUAAUACAUGUCCAGAUCAAGUGUGCACUUGAUAAAUAUUUGUAGGUACGAAAAGGGGAUGACGCAUGCUGCCAUCACCUUACUCCUUUGCCGAAGAACAUAUAAAUAUUUUUAAAUUUUGAACCACUGUUUUAAUUUUUACAUGUGUAUACAAGAGUGCAACGUAUGGUCGUAGUAACUAAGCUUUUACACUUGCACAAAAUCAUUUCAAUAGUUUCUUAUUCAUCAAGUGACGCUAUAUGGUUUACUGAUAGUAUGAAAUCAGUAAUACCAAAAUUGAAUCCAUAGUAAGUAUCAUGGUAGACGCUUGUGUGUCAAUUCAACGUUUCUUGGUUAAAGUUCAUAUGUUAGACCCUUUUUCGGUUAAAUAUAUUUGACUAAUUAUGAAAGUGGAUUCUUGCCCCAGUUAUGUGCUGUAUACAUUAAUAUCAGUUAAUUGACAAUUUUU